Stylonychia lemnae is the source of this 741-nucleotide messenger RNA. The record is from the annotation of a GenBank genome assembly. NCBI's taxonomy places the organism in Eukaryota, Ciliophora, Spirotrichea, Sporadotrichida, Oxytrichidae.
AUGUCAUUAGAUUCAGAAAUUAAGAAGUCUGUUCCUAGCAUGCGCUAGGCUGAUGCCAAAAAUUAUUAACAAAAUCGUAUAUUGGUUUUGGAUGAGACUAUAAGCGUUAAAAAAAACAGAAUAGAAACUACUCCAGCAUCAGAAUCUUAUUUGACAUUUCCCUUGCCUGAAGAUGUGCUUUUUGAUAAUUCAAACAAUUAUUUAUCUAACUUCUUCAUACAAAACAAAGAUUGCUCAAUGGCUUCUUUCAGUGCUGAACAAAUUAAUUAAAUAGACAAUGUAGAUAUUCGAGCAUCAUCUACAUAUGAGUCUUUUAUGUGUUAAAAUGGUUCAACAACAAUUAUAGGAUAACUCAUACCUUAAGAAGAUCAUGGAAUGUUUGAAGAAUAAAAAUAAUAAAUAGUUGAAAUUGCUCCUAUAAAUAACGAAGAUAUUAAUGAAUUGAACGAAUAAUCCAAAGAUUCAGGUGAUGAGAAUGAAAAUAAAAGUACUUAUAAUCUUCACUCUAAUAGAAGAGCUGAAGAGAAAAAGAAAAUUAACUUCACAAGACAUAGAAAAACCAACGAGUAAAGGAAGAUUCUAGAGAAUGAGUUCAGAAAGAACCCAAAUUGGGAAAGACCACUGAUAGAAGGUCUGGCAAUCGAACUGAAUUUAAUGACCACAUAAAUCUAUAAAUGGUACUAUGACAAAUUGCACUAUAAAAGUAGAAAACUUGCAAGACUUGAGUAAUCUUAAUUCUGA